AUGCGCUUCUCAACCCUCGCCGCCAUCGCUGCAUCCGGCUGCGCAGCCGUUGCCUCUGCUGCCGCGGUCCAGCCCCGCCAGGCCCCGUUCCUUGCCAACAUCAAGGGCUGGGCCGCGCCGUCCGACUGCAGCACCCAGAGCGACCUGGACUUCAACGUCGGCAACGGCACCGUGGACCACUGCAUUACGUUCCCGUACGCCGUCUCCACGGUUCAGCUGGGCGCCAUCGUGGACGGCCCAUACCAGGUCUCGUUCUACACCGACAGUGGUUGUGCCGACCUCAAGCGUGGCACCACUGCCAACGUGCCGGGAGCCUGCCAGAACAAUGCCAUUGGGCCUUGGCUCUCGGCCAAGGUUACCACCUUCUAA
This is a messenger RNA of Neoarthrinium moseri, 369 nucleotides long. RefSeq lists its product as uncharacterized. The transcript has 2 exons. Lineage: Eukaryota; Fungi; Ascomycota; Sordariomycetes; Amphisphaeriales; Apiosporaceae. The record is from RefSeq and is a predicted model, not a curated record. The coding region runs from base 1 to 369 and encodes 122 amino acids.